CAUUCAGUGUUUUGCUGCGUUCUGAUGAAUAUGAAGAGUCGUGCCUUGACACUGAUGCGAAAUAUUGGCGAUCUGUGGUGACAGUUUCCAAUCCCCCACAGAGAUAAUUAAAUUUUAAUUUUAAAACAAAAUGCACCGAAAGUGUCCACAGGUCACGGAACCGCGUUGUGACUCGGCAGUUUUAUCCUCGUGGCCGGUGGUUUUAAAGACUCUGAUCGCCAACCCGCCACAGCAACUGCUGGAUAAUGAGGAGAAAGACGAGGAAAAAGAGAAGAACGUAGACGAAGCAGCCAGCAGCACCAUGGCAGCAUCUGCCUCCCUCAUGCCAACCAUCUGGGACAAGACGAUUCCAUACGACGGGGAGACCUUCCACCUUGAGUACAUGGACCUGGAUGACUUCCUGUUGGAAAACGGAAUUGCAGGUAGCCCGAGCCACCUCGGCCUGCAGGACGCUCUGGAAAGUAGCCUCUUGCCAGUGGAGGAGCUGGAGAAGAAGGAGCUGGCUCCUACCCUGUACUCAACGGUGAAUUGUGAUGAUUCUGAUGGAAGCCAAUCUGAGCGUACGUCUCCAAGCCCAGUCGACCCAGAGGCGAUCGAUGUGUUGGUGAACUUUGAACCAGACCCUACCGACUUGGUCUUGUCUAGUGUCCCCGGGGGAGAGUUGUUCGAUCCCCGUAAGCACAAGUUUUCUGAAGAAGAACUCAAACCACAGCCUAUGAUUAAAAAAGCGAAGAAGAUCUACGUCCCCCCUGAUCAAAAGGAUGACCGGUACUGGACAAGACGCAAGAAGAACAAUCUGGCAGCCAAGCGCUCCCGGGACGCCCGGAGACUGAAGGAGAACCAGAUCACGGUACGGGCGGCCUUCCUGGAGAGGGAGAACUCGGCCCUGAGGCUGGAGGUGGCCGAGCUACGCAAGGAGGUGGGACGCUACAAGAACAUCAUCUCCAAGUAUAAAGCCAAAUAUGGAACUUUGUAAGGGAGCUUCAGCUGUCUUGGUCAGGGGUGGGAGGUAAUGGUUAUAUAAAAAUUCCCACAGAAAAGGGACUCUCAUAACCUGCUAUUUGAAAAGAGCACAACUUCCUCUUCUCAGCUGUUCCCCAGCACAACCCUCAUAAAACAAGAUGAAUGGCUUUUAAAUAUAUUCAUGGAGUAUAUAUACAUAUAUAACUUUAUAGUAAAUACAAUACUGUAACUCUUCCUGUCAUAUGGGUUUGCCAUGUUACAAACCAGAGGCCUGUCUGCUUAAGGGAAGAUAAUGGAGUUUGGUUUGAUUUUUGUUACUGGAUGGGCCUUUCUUUGUCCAGGACUACACUUCAUGGUAUUGGUUGGCUUAAAGUUGGUUUGUUCCUGCUAUUGGCACCUUUUAACUUACCAGAUCUUUUAAAAAAGCAAAGGGACAUUUCGUUCCCAAAGGAAAAUAAGAACAUAAUGGAUAGGUGUGGGAAUAAUUCCCAGUUCACCUCACUUGCCUCACCAUUAGCUCUUUGCCUUCCCCGAGUGCUCUGCCUGUCCAGCCCUGAGAGUGAUGUGUGACGGUACAUUGUCUUUUCACUUGAAAUCUGUAUUAUCUCUCCUUGUCUGCAUAUUCUCUUAGGCUGCCUACAAUAUACAGCCUACCCUUUCCUCUUGAAGUAAGCACAGCUGUGCUGCUACUUUGCUCUGUGGCACGGUCUGUAGAUGGACACCAACAACGCUCUCCUCGCCCAACUUAUUGUGCAGGGUGAAUUCACAUCUGCUAGAUGUCUGUGGUAGAAAGCCCGUAGGAAAUGAUUGUCCCAACCUAAAGACGGACAGAUUAUGACCUCCCCUGAGCUAGCAAUAGGUUUUAAUGAAGAUUUUUCAUUCUUUCUCCUCUUAAGUUGUGACUUCUGGAGCAUUAGCAGGAUGGCGGAGGGCCUUGAGGUGAGAUUCAUUUCAUUGAUGCCUGCAGUCAACAGUGGCCCUGGGCCCUGUCCUCUUUAUUGUUGCUAUAUUUGCACGGAGCAAGAGCCACAAUGGAGCAGGGGGAUUAAACGUUCUUACUGAGUCAUGAUAGCCACUGCACGCUCUGGGCGACUUCCAGUGCGGGAGCACUGAACCAGGCUCGCAUGAGACGAAAGCAUGCUCACUCAAAAGCCUGCCCUAAAAGAGGGGCCUUCCGCCUGUCGGAAGCCCAUUUGAUUCACCGCACUUGCUGCGUUCUCACAAACAAUCCGAUACGGUUCAUCUGUAAACGUUGGUGGGGCUUGCAAUAGUUCAAGUAUGUUUAUAUUUUAGCACAUCUUGGAUUGGACACAAAGAACCACAGACAGACACAAAAGGUCUAAGCAAGUAGAACAUGACUUUUAAAUGUGUCUGUUAUCUUAGCAUCUGCCAGCUGGUAGCGUAGGGGCAUCGAUAUUGGACUUCGAGGCGAAUGGUCCCGAGUUCGAAUCUGGCAGGCCCCUUGCACACUUUCCAUCCAUGCUGGGGUUGAGUGUCAAGCCAGCAACUCAGACUCGUAAAAAACAGACAAAUGCUGUUGAAACGGCAUAAAAGGAACAAAAUGUCACUUUGCAUUUAAUCAUUUAACAAGAUCUUCUACACUUCUGACUUCACAUCCCUUAUGUACAUAGCUCCCAGGUGAUGUUCAGUCUGACACUGCACUUAACCCCUACCCCUUGGGGUUUCCGGCACACAUGCUAACUCUUUAUUUAGAAGUCUUUUCCCUUAUUGCGUUUAUUUGCUCCCCUUAUUAACUGAAGUUCUGGGAAGUUGAACACAGCAUGCACAUGUUCAAUUAGAUCUUCUUCAGGUGGUUGGUGAUUAUAAAUGCAAAGCAAAAGCAUUUUGUUUUUUUUUUCCGAUGAGAACAAUUCCAUGCAGAGGUAAUUGCUGACGGACUGGCCUGGCGUUGUGCAACAUAUUAUGAAAUCAUAAUUGCUAAACAGGUCUGUUUUAAUUUUGCUUGCUGGGUUUAAACUUUAUUUCCAUCCCCCCAGCACCAGCGUUUAUUUUCCUUCUCAUGUCUGUUUGUAAAGGGAGCACAUUCCAAUGACUGUACAAUCCAUGAGUUGUCUGGGUCAGGGCGAUGGAAAAAGCAAGGCACAAACGUAGCAGCUUCACAAUGGCACAUUCUGCCUGUUAUUAUUGUCUAUUGCUACAUAAGAAGUAAUUUCCAGAGAAGCUUAUGGUGAACGUCGUUUCCAGAAUGUCGGAAUGGUAUGCAGUUUUUCUUCUUUUUCUCUUUUGAGCAGAAUUAGGCCAUUUGGCCUAACGAGUCAGCUCUGCCCUUUCAUCAUGGCUGAUCCAUUUUCCCUCUCAAUCCCAACCUUUGUCUUCUCCCUUCAUGCCCUGACUGAUCAAGAAUCUAUCAACCUCUGCCUUAAAUAUACCCAAUGACGUGGCCUCCACAGCUGCCUGUGGCAGUGAAUUCCACAGAUUCACUACCGUGUGGCUAAAGAAAUUUCUCCUCGUCUCUGGUCCCUUGCCUCCAGUCACGACAUCCUGGCCCAGUGCUUAAAUCAUCGUCCCAACAUCAGGUUAAACCGUUGGGGCCUGGACCUUUCCGAUCCAGCCCAGCGCUUAAAUCAAUUGAAUUGUCAAACAGGAACAAAGUGAAAGAAAAAGGAAAUUCUGACAGUGGUUCUUAAAAUAAAUGAGGAUUUGAAUUUGAUAGAGGGGCAGUUGAUGUCUCCAUGUCGGAAAAUUUCAAAAUAAGUAGAACUGACCUGUAGUUUGUCCAGGACUGAUGAGACAUGGCACUUGCAACCACUUGGGCUGAAUUAUGAAUGUAGCUGGGGGUAUACAUGAGGGAGGAAGGAAUGGGAGAUGAAAUAAAAAGGAUGCAUAAUACCCUGGAUUAUCCCUCUAUAUACUGGGAGAAUCUGUAGUGACAUGCACAGCUCUUGCGCUAAAUUACUAAAUUUUCAUCUGCAAUAUGAGAAAAGAAAUUGAACGCGGAAAACUCAUAAUGCACCAGAGAGCAUCAGCUUUCAAACCACUGACCGAGAUCAUUCACUGUACUCCAGAAGCACUCACCACUGGGUUUCCACAUAUACCAGGAGCAGGGCUUCUGUAAAGUGGCUGAGUGAGCACAAGGAAUGUUAGCAUUGAGUAGGUGACCCCCUCCUAGAUUAAGCGUCUUACUGUCACUGUGUUCGUAACGUUGAGACUGCGAUCGGUGUAAUUGACAAUGGGGACUGCUAUGGCUGUAGGCCCCAACAAUAGCUGUAAGCACAGGUAAUUAAAAAGCUGUGUGGCCAUAUAUAACAUCUUAAAACUGGUGGCUGCAUAAUUCUGCACUCCCCGCUACAGGGUUCUGUUUUUCCGCGGUAACUUUUAACAGCUUGCUUGUAUGAAACAAUGUGCAUUUACUAAAAUAUAUCGAUCUUGUAUAUGAAGCCUCAGUGUUCUGGCACUGUCUCUGCUGUGCAAUUAGAUUUCGCGUGAAUCGGUUAUAUCAACAGAGCUUUUUUAUCAGGGAUGUUGUUACGUAGAAUCACUGUCAUUUUCUGCCUUUUCAGUUGUCUGUUGUUUACUCCGUGAUUGAGGAAAGUUGGUUUUUAACCUUCCGAGAUCAGAAGUGAGCAGUGGAAUGGGUUUAAAGUAUCUACAUUAUGCAGGAACUUCCCAUCUAGUUUCCCUGGAUCUCAGUCCCCAAAGUGGCCAGAUACAAGUGAGUUUAACUGGUUUCAGUGAAGGCAGGGUUGUCUGAGCUAGACUCAUGGUCCCGACCUAUUCAGCGGAUCCACAACUGGCCCCCGCAGCCCGGGGUUAAAGUCAGAAGUGUAGACACGAGGAAUUCUGCAGAUGCUUGAAAUCUUGAGCAGCGCACACAAAAUGCUGGAGGAGCUCAGCAGGUCAGGCAGCAUCUACGGAGGGGAAUAAACAGUCGAGUUUCAGGGUUGAGACACAAAGUCCCGAUGAAGGGUCUCAGCCCGAAACAUCGACAGUUUAUUCCCCUCCAUAGGUGCUGCCUGACCUGCUGAGCUCCUCCAGCAUUUUGUGUGUGUUCAUUAAAAUCAGAAGCACAUUGACAGCUCAGAAGAAGUUGCUCAGCCCAUUAUGUCAAUGCCUCCAAAUCCAGUUCUCCACGUCUAGGUUAUAGUAUCCUUAUCCAGUCUCUCUUUAGAUGUCUCAAGGAUUUCUGUUUCAACAAGACACCCACUAUCUGGGUGAAAAUUUAUUUUCUUCAACUCUUCUCCAAUCCUAAACCGUGGAUGACCAUUACCAGGGGAGUAAGGAUAGUUCCAUUCCAGUCCUGAUGACAUUUCUCGGCCCAAUGUGUUGACUGCUUCUUCCACUCCAUAAAAGCUGUCUGACCUGAGUUCUUCCAGCCUCCACUUAUGCCUACUCCCCCCCCCCCAUUUUGAUGCUAACAGACAGAGAAGGAAUCUAUAGGGCCUCAGUGAGGGGCUUUCUGAGGGAUAGGGUGACAUGUAGGGGUCUGAGAAUCCCAGAAUACGAAGUUUCAGAUAAGAGAUUGUCCUGGUGUCCAGUGACACAGCAUUCUGCUUCGGGAAAUGCGAUCAGGAAACCAUGAGGGAACGGCUUCUUUUUUGGGGUUAAAUUGCCCAUUAGUUGGUAAUGAGAGAUCUUUGUCGUUCUUGAGUGACCCAAGAUGGUUUUAAUGAAGUAGGGGCCCAUUAGGGAGAGGAAUAGCAAUACUUUGCAAAACCAUCAGAUUUCUGAAGCCACCUCUGACGCACAAUGUGCAUAUUUUAAGCCCUGUGAUUUCUAAUACAGUAUCUGUAUACAAUAUACUGUACAUUCCAGCUGUGGCUAACGUGCAAAAGUUUAUAAAAGUCUAUUUUUGAUUGUUUGUUCCUUAGAGAACAAUAAAUGCUUUAAAAACCUCAAUCGGUAGUUUUGUGCUCU
Messenger RNA from Mobula hypostoma (lesser devil ray), 5838 nucleotides. RefSeq names its product thyrotroph embryonic factor-like. Gene Ontology annotation, biological process: regulation of transcription by RNA polymerase II. The transcript is spliced from 4 exons. The coding region runs from base 131 to 976 and encodes 281 amino acids. NCBI's taxonomy places the organism in Eukaryota, Metazoa, Chordata, Chondrichthyes, Myliobatiformes, Myliobatidae. The record is from RefSeq and is a predicted model, not a curated record. Gene Ontology annotation, molecular function: RNA polymerase II cis-regulatory region sequence-specific DNA binding; DNA-binding transcription factor activity, RNA polymerase II-specific. Gene Ontology annotation, cellular component: nucleus.